UCGAAGUUGUAGCCCCACCCGCCCGAAAUUGUCAGUUUUCGUUAUUUUCAUCAUUAAAGGCGCUUACGUCAAAUGGUUUUCUGACAGUCAAAAUGCUUGUAGAACUAUCCAAGUUGGAAGCAUGAGGAAAGAUCUACACGUUAUAGCCCUUAAGAUUUUUCAGUUUUGCGUCGAUAAUGAAAUCGAAUUGGAAGUACAAUGGAUUCCCCGAACUAAGCUUGAUAGGGCGGACUUCAUUAGUCGUAUUAUUGAUGUAGAUGAUUGGCAAAUCACAACUUCCUUUUUUGAAUUCCUGGAUUAUACUUGGGGGCGACAUACAGUGGACUGUUUUGCCAAUUUCUAUAAUAAGAAAAUCAAGAAGUUUUAUUCAAGAUUUUGGAAUCCAGGUUGUAGCGGAGUGGAUUUCUUCGUUCAGAAUCUGACAGGGGAAGAUUGCCUCGUUGUGCCCCAGAUGUUUACCACUCAAGGUUAUUGGGACAACAUCCCCGACCACGUGAAACCAAACACCAAAGAUCUUCUGACCCUUUUAAUGAAGUCUAAGGUGGAUUCCACAGUUAAAAGGCAUACAAAAGAAAUCGUCAAGUUCUCAAGAUGGUGUAAUUUGGUCAAUUGUAUGAAUAAAUGUCAGCUUGGAUUGCCUGAGCAUCCAACCAUCAUUCCUUUGGUGUUGUAUUUCUAUAGUAUUUAA
Molecule: messenger RNA, 688 nt
Organism: Stylophora pistillata
Lineage: Eukaryota; Metazoa; Cnidaria; Anthozoa; Scleractinia; Pocilloporidae
Source: RefSeq, a predicted model, not a curated record